Molecule: messenger RNA, 2153 nt
Organism: Onychomys torridus (southern grasshopper mouse)
Lineage: Eukaryota; Metazoa; Chordata; Mammalia; Rodentia; Cricetidae
Product: leukocyte immunoglobulin-like receptor subfamily B member 3
Exons: 11
Coding region: 2-1897 (631 amino acids)
Biological process (GO): cytokine-mediated signaling pathway
Molecular function (GO): inhibitory MHC class I receptor activity
Source: RefSeq, a predicted model, not a curated record
CAUGGGCUCACAGAAUGUAAAUACUGGGCUGUCUUCUGCAAGGUUCCAAGUGCAUCACUUGACCUCCCGCCAAAGAUGGAGGCUCAGAUGCUAUGGCUAUAACACAAGCAACCCUCAAGUGUGGUCAGAAGGGAGUGACGUCCUGGAGAUUCUAGUCUCAGGAACCCUCCAGAAACCCAGCAUCUGGGCGGAGCCAGGCUCUUUGAUCACUUCAGGGAAACCUGUGACAAUCUGGUGUGAGGGAACCAUGGAAACUCAAAUAUAUUUCUUGUAUAAAGAAGGAAGCCCAGCACCCAGGGACAGAUUAACUGCACCAGUGCCUGAUCACAAGGCCAAGGUUUUCAUCCCGUCCAUGAGAGCGCAUAAUGCAGGACGAUAUAGCUGUUACUGUUAUAACUCUGCUGGUUGGACACAGCAGAGCGACCCCCUGGAGCUGGUGAUGACAGGCUUCUACCAUGGUAAACCUACUCUGUCAGCCUUGUCCAGCCCUGUGGUGACCUCAGGUGUGAAUGUGACUCUCAAGUGUGUCUCAUCAAAAGGAUAUGAUUGGUUCAUUUUAACUGGGGAAGACCAGAAUUUCUCCAGGUUCCUCAAGGCACAGUACACACACACUGGGCAGUCCCAGGCUCUGUUUCCUGAGAUCCCUGUGACAUCCAACAAGAGUGGGCUCUUUAGAUGUUAUGGAUACUUGCAAAGUAGACCACAUGUCUGGUCAGAGGCCAGUAACCCUCUGGAGAUAUUUGUCUCAGGGUCAUCCAGGAAGCCCUCCCUGCUAAGCCAGCAGGGACCUCUCCUGGCACCUGGAGAGAGGCUGACUCUCCAGUGUUGCUCAGACAUGAGUUAUGACAGAUUUGCUCUUUCCAAGGAGGGUGGAAGUGAUCUCCCACAGAUGUUUGGCCAUCUUUCCCAGGCUGGAGAGUCUCAGGCAAACUUCACAUUCAACUCUGUGAAUUUCACCACUGGUGGCCGGUAUAGAUGCCAUGGUUCAUACAGCAUCUCUUCUGAGUGGUCAGCCCCCAGUGACCCUCUGGAUAUCCUGAUCACAGGACAACACUCUGUCACACCCAACCUCUCAGUGCAUCCAGGCACCACUGUGUCCUCAGGAGAGAAAGUGACCCUGUUGUGUAAAUCAUCAAUCCCAGUAUACAGCUUCCUUCUGGUCAAGAAGGGUGCAUUGCAUUCCCACAUGCGUCAAAUAUCGAAGCUCCAAGAUUCACAAUAUCAGGCAGAAUUCUCCAUGAGUGCUGUGACCCCAUCGCUUGGGGGUACCUAUAUGUGCUUUAGUUCUCAAAGUUCAUCUUCCUACCUGUUGUCACAACCCAGUGUUCCUGUGGAGAUCAUAGUCUCAGGACUAGCAAGACGCGAGAAGAUUUUGAUUGGGGUUUCUGUGGGAUUCCUCCUGCUGCUCUUCCUUCUUGCCUUCUUCCUUCUGCUCAGACACAGGCACCAGAAAAAACGCAGCAAGGGAGUCCAGACAGCCACCAACUUGCAACAUUCUGCAGGAGCUGGAGAGCCAGUGACCAGGGACAGAGGCAUCCAGAAGAGCCCAGCUGCUGCUAUCCAGGAAGAAAUCUUGUAUGCCACUGUGAAGGACACACCGAUUAAAGAGAGCAUGGAGCUGGAUGUUAUGAGCCAACAUGAAGAAGAUCACCCUAAAGACUUGUAUGCCCAGGUGAAACCCUCGAGACUCAGAAGGGCAGAGUCCACCUCUCCUUCCCUCAUGCCAAAGGAAUUACUGGCUUCAAAGGACAGGAAGGCAAAAGAAGACAAAGAGAGAGACCAUCAGAGUACUGCAUCCAAGGAGCUCUGUGAUGUGACCUAUGCCCAGCUGCACAUCAUGACUCCAAGACAGAGGCAGCUGAACCUUGCAUCUCUCAGGCCAAAAAGUCCCACUUGAGACACUACUCUGAUGUCCAGGGAGAUCCAGGUCCAGGGCGAUCCAGCCUCUAUAUUCUUUGGGGGAGGUAGGACUCAGGGAGAACAGAAAAUAGAAUGUCACAGGUGUACAGCCAUUUUGCAGAUAUAUUGCACAGAGACUGUUAACUGUGGGGACUCAAUUGAUUAUGUAGUCAGAGAUAAGUAAUAUCCAUGCAUUUUAUAAAUAAAGCAAAUAUUUUGUAAGUACUCAAUGGAUAAAAUGGAAGAAAGCAGGA